This is a messenger RNA of Verticillium alfalfae VaMs.102, 2085 nucleotides long. Its product is annotated as serine/threonine-protein phosphatase PP1. Bases 616 to 1158 code for a protein of 180 amino acids. The transcript is spliced from 6 exons. NCBI's taxonomy places the organism in Eukaryota, Fungi, Ascomycota, Sordariomycetes, Glomerellales, Plectosphaerellaceae. Gene Ontology annotation, cellular component: nucleus; cytoplasm. The record is from RefSeq and is a predicted model, not a curated record. Gene Ontology annotation, molecular function: protein serine/threonine phosphatase activity.
CGGGCAUCGGUUUUUGGUUUUUUUUCCUCUGACCUCUAACCCCAAGGCUCUGCCUCCCCCUUCCCACCAUCGACGACGACGAACGCUCCCCUUGCGGGCCAAACUCAGCGACCCUUCAGCUCUUACGCGAAUCCAUCCCACGACGCUUGAACUGACUUUUCUCGUCGCUCUUCUGUUCUCACCCGACUCCACUCGACAGGGCGCUCGCAGCUGCACCAGCUACCGACCCUUCCCCGACGAUAACGGCGACGACGACUCUCUUGCAUCGACAAGACGACUCCCUCCCCAUCAAGGCGAACACGUCCCCCACGGGAUCAAGGCGAAACAUCAUCACCAUAACAAUCCGCGCCAUCUGACGAACAGUUGUCUCACGAGCACAGCACGUCGCGGAUCGUUGUUGUUUUUGUCAUCACGACUUUUUUUGUCUCUUCGCGGACGUGCCCUGAUAGAGCCAAGAUCACUUCGUCUCCCCCCAAGAAGUGCAUCGAAUCCGACACGCAGGCCGGCUGUCUCGUGCACACCCGCAAGCCUCAACUACAUCCUUUGUAAAUUGCAGGCGCCCCACGAAUUCUUCCACAAUCUUCGGCCAAGUCACUGGCUGGUGAGGAAUAAAAGAUGGCAGACCAACAUGAGAUCGAUCUCGACAACGUGAUCGACCGUCUUCUCGAGGUCCGAGGAAGCAGGCCCGGUAAGCAGGUCCAGCUUCUCGAGUCCGAGAUCCGUUAUCUCUGCACCAAGGCUCGCGAGAUCUUCAUUUCUCAGCCCAUCCUGCUCGAGCUUGAGGCUCCCAUCAAGUACUACGACCUGCUACGCCUCUUCGAAUACGGCGGUUUCCCUCCGGAAGCCAACUACCUCUUCCUGGGUGACUACGUUGAUCGUGGCAAGCAGUCGCGGGAGACUAUCUCCUUUCUGUUCGCCUCAAAGAUCAAGUCCCCGGAGACUUUCUUCAUCCUCCGGGCCACCCAGGAGUGUCCCUCGAUCAACCGCAUCUACGGCUUCUACGAGGAGUGCAAGCGUCGUUACAACAUCAAGCUUGCGCCCAAUUACUGCGGAGAGUUUGACAACGCAGGAGCCAUGAUGAGCGUGGACGAGAGUCUUCUGUGCUCAUUCCAGAUCCUCAAGCCUGCUGAGAAGAAACAAAAGUUUGGCCGUCGUUAAUCGUCUGCAACGCUCGCAUCGAACGUCCCCUGUGACACUCGGAUUGACCGACAAACGCUUCCUCUUUCAACGACCCAACGCUCCACUAUUCUCCAGCGCACACGUCCUCCGUGCUUGGUGGACCAACUCGUCUCCUCUCCCAUCGGGAUGCUCAGCCUCGCCCUCCCCAAAUAAUCCCGUACCCCAACCGACUGACACGACGAACAUCGCGCGCAACUCUGAUCACGAUCACGGCUGUCUCUAGUAGCUGAAGAUAACCACACAAAAAAAACACUGGAAUUUGACAUGGUCCCGGUCUACGCGCGGCUGAUGUGACUUGCGCAAAUAAAACCAUGUGGAUUUGGUUGCGGAGUGGUUCCUCAAGUUUAAAUGGUUGCACACAAUCAUCGCAGUGUGAAUGUGCAUCUCGCGUUCUGUUGAGAUGUGCGAUGCCGUCUUCCAGAGAAUUCUUUCCCCUGAAUGCUCUGUAGCAACCGGUUCAAUUACAUCGCCUCGUGAGAUUGAAUGGCAGCCAAUGACGGAUGGCCUAGUCGAGGUACACACGGUGGGGGGACAUGGGUUCAGAGCCCACAGGUAGGGUUGCCAGUACCAGCGAUCAUGCGGUCGAUACUGUACGAUAAAAUGAUGGUCAAUCUGUGGGGUGGGUGACCACAGCAUUCGCAGAUCCGCAAGGCCAAGGUGAUGCCAUGAUGACAGUGCGGUGCAUCCGUCUCUGUGCACAUGACUACUUGCCACUUUCCUUCUGCCUGCCUGUUCUUGUUUCUCCUUCUGUUGAGUUGCUUUUGUUAGUCGUUCUGUUGUCCUAUCGGGAGCAUGGUACUUUGGUUUCACGAGAGGCAUCCGAUGGUUCAUGAUGUAUUCUACGCGAGAUAGUGUGCCUCGGCUCAUGAUGCGACGAGGGAAUGCCGUACACGGGUUGACCUUUCU